AUGGCACAAUCCGAAUUCAAGCGGAAGCGUUCCCGUGUUGCAUGUGAGCCAUGCCGGGAGCGUAAACGAAAAUGCGAUGGCGCCGAGCCUUGCACCACUUGCAGUCAAUGGGGCUAUGACUGCUACUACGAACGUCAGCCACGACAGAGGCACCAUGCUCCCCAACAGCCCCGAAGAGGAAUUACACCGACGUCAGGGUCUCCACAGCAGAUCAAUUCAGUGGAUACACAUGGGCUGGAUCGUCGGUUGUGGGCAAACUCCGGCGCUGCAUUUGUUCGGAGGAUGGGCCUGAAUAUCGAUCCUGCGAAAGCGCCAAAACUCAGCCUAUUUGGUUGGAAUAUUGGAAAGCGGCAACUGUCAUCCGAAUCUCAGCCUGUUUACCCUGUACUGUUAAUCACGGAUAUCACAUCCUUAGAACACAUGAGGGCCCUCGCUCAGAUCUACUUCGCCAAGAUUGGUCCAUGCUAUGGUUUUAUUGAUUCUUCUCAAUUUUUUAAGCGACUGGAGGCUAGGUGGCAGCCUCCCAUGGUUAGUGGUCUAUAUGACAGUGUUCUUGGUGGCGUCGCUGCACUAGGUUGUCUGUUUUCCCAACGAAACAUGACCAUCACCGAAUUACAUCUCCUCGGAUCGGCACUUUCUAUUCUCGAUUCGCACGUUCUGAGUGGCGCUCCUCCUGUGGACCUUCUCAUUGGAUGGACAUUACGGGUCAUCUACAUGCGAAUGACAGACCUGCCUCACUCAACAUGGAUCGCGAGCUCGAAGUUGAUGCAUCUGGUGGAAGCUGCGGGAUUCCAUCUAGAGUCAAAUGAUUCAGUCUUUCCGCGCAGUGUUGACACAGAGUUUGAUCCAAAUAUUCAAAGACGACUCUUCGGCGUGGCACUACAUCUUAAUAUGUGGACAUCUUAUGAUCUUGGUUUGUCAAGAGUGUCCUUUCAGAAGAAUGAUUUGCCAUUACUUCCAUCAACUAUCGACGGUGAUUUCACGCACGAGCUGCUGGAACUCAUUCCAUUGUCGGCGAGCCUAGACCCAGGAAAGCCAAAGGAAGAUGAGAUUAAGCUGGAAGAAACGCUUUCGCAGAUCCUAGAAAGAGUCCACAAUGAGCCUCCCUCAGCCAUGGCGCAAUGCAAUCUUGUUCUUUGCAUUCUGCGGAGAAUCCACACAGAGAAACUUGAAAUCUCCCCUCGCCUCGCAGAAAAAGCCCUAGCGUUGCUGAAAAAGGGACUUGGUUGCUCACGCACUAUGGCCAGCACCUGCAAUCCCUGGCAGCACAUGGCAAACGUACCUUUUCACACCAUAUGUGUCUUGCUUGUGAUGGACACACGUCAAUCGCUAGCGAUGCUCCCCGAAGCAAUGCAGACAUUGAAGUUUGUCGCGUCCAUUUAUGAUACAAACACCAUAAGAGAAGCCUGGAGUGCGGCUCUCUUACUAGUUAUGCUUCAUCAACAGCGGAGGAAGGAUGACCUUGCCAUCUUCAAUAACAUCAUGAACAUGGAGGAGCAAGAAGGUCCACCUGGACCGUCCGCGCAGGAAUUUCCGAGCGCGGAAGAGUACUCAUGGCUAGGGGCUUUGGUCGCUGAUCUACCCGGUUUGCAGAGGGAUGACCUUGAUCAAUUUCUGAAUUCGGAUAUGAUUGAUAGUUCAAAUUUCUUAGGUGGAGCUGCAUGA
Molecule: messenger RNA, 1665 nt
Organism: Penicillium egyptiacum
Lineage: Eukaryota; Fungi; Ascomycota; Eurotiomycetes; Eurotiales; Aspergillaceae
Source: the annotation of a GenBank genome assembly